AUGCUCAGGCAAUCAAUGCUAAAGUUUUUAGCUUCUCCAAUGAAAAUAUUUUUUAUCUCAAUUUCUAAGUGAUGAUAUUUGCAUCAUCAUACCUUAGCUUGAAGAAAAACAGCAUUGAGGAAUUCUGAUAGUGAAGAAAUUAAAACGUCUUAUGUAAAUAUUACUGAAUUUGAUGCUUUCUAUUGGCCAUUUAGUAGCUAUUAUAGUUAG
Blepharisma stoltei is the source of this 210-nucleotide messenger RNA. The record is from the annotation of a GenBank genome assembly. NCBI's taxonomy places the organism in Eukaryota, Ciliophora, Heterotrichea, Heterotrichida, Blepharismidae.